AUGGCUGAUCCUGAUAAUGGCGACCCCUCGCCUUUAUCAGAAGUGGGAUGUAACGCGGAGCAACAAAAGGAAGAAAGACAACAGUUACCGGAAGAAAGUAAUGCAGUUAAGUUACUAAACAGUAUGCAAGCGCUUUUCACACAAGCAUAUGAGUUGUCGAAGAUGAAAACUGCCAGUAGUAAUUCAAACCCUAGUACAAUUCAGCUCAUUCCAUUCAACCCCGAUGACCCCGAGGCUGAUAUUGAAGGCUGGUGCCGAGUCACAGAAAUAAUUGUUCAUAAGAAGUGCCUUGAGGGUGUUGAUUUGCUUGUGGCUCUUACUGGUGCAUUAAAAGGCCGUGCAGCAACAUGUAUCACUAAAUUUAACUUGAAUGAAUUGUCAUGGGAUGUUAUAAAACAGACCUUAAGGGCUAAAUUCUCUAAGCCGAAGCUGUUACAAGACUACUUCGAUGAGAUAUUACGUUUUCAAAUUAGCUCAAAGGAAACUGCUUCAGAAGGUGCCUUAAGACUGUGGAACAUGAUCGAAAGUAUUCCAAAAACCGAGAUGCAGGAAGAAGUUAUAACUGGUUUCGUGAUUUCUGUGUUAAGUCAAAAGGACAGCUUGAUACGCCGAGAGUUAAAUGCUCAUGCUAUCACCACACGUGCUCAGCUAUUUAGAAUCCUCGGUGGAGUAUCGCUGAAACGACGCAUUGAAGGCCCUGAUGUUCAAGAAUCAGAUCCUAAGCGAGCCCGGUGGAGCGAAAAUACCAGAUUUCCCGGCAAAUGUCAUUGGUGUGGAUUACCUGGUCAUCGAGUAGCAGACUGUAAAAAAAAAAGAGAAGACUGUGGAUCCAGCAGAUCUGCGCAGCAAAAUGCUACAAGUUCCGCGCACGUACUAGAGAGGGGACAAACUACGUGCUACGCUUGUGGCAAAGCUGGUCACCUCGCGACAACCUGUCCUGACAGGAAGAGCGGUGCAGUUUCAAGAAAAGAGGUCAAUAUCUGCGAGCAACGACUGUCGAGGGGCAUUUUGAGGACGUCAUCUGGACCGCAAUUAGAAUCGCCCGGGGACGGUCGCAAGUCAGUCCGGCCGUGACGGCGCAUUCGAAAUGUCAUAUGUUUUAUUACGCCGGAACUAGAUUGACAAGCUGCAGUGCUGUCGUCUGGCGGAGCGUCGUAGCGUUGGUUAGCGCGGCCAUGUUGGCAGCUUUACUUUUGUUACCGCAUCGCAAGCGCACCACGUACCGAGUCGACGAAUCGCUUUUGUUCCGCGUAAUCUUUUGAUAUCUAUUGUUAAUUGUUACUGAUUGUUAUAGUGAAAGUGAUAAUUUAAAUUAUAGUGAACUGAUUUUAAAUUAAACCAUAACUCUAAUUAUUUUGUGUAUUAAAGUGAUUAAAGAUCGAACUUGAA
Melitaea cinxia (Glanville fritillary) is the source of this 1389-nucleotide messenger RNA. RefSeq lists its product as uncharacterized. The record is from RefSeq and is a predicted model, not a curated record. Lineage: Eukaryota; Metazoa; Arthropoda; Insecta; Lepidoptera; Nymphalidae. The coding region runs from base 1 to 1074 and encodes 357 amino acids. Gene Ontology annotation, molecular function: zinc ion binding; nucleic acid binding. The transcript is spliced from 2 exons.